AGCCCCUCCUAACCUCUGCCUGUCUUCAGCAGUGAGAAGUGUGGCCUAAAAGUUUUCUAGGGGCUUCCUGAACUCUUGGGAAAUGAGGGUUUUGAAAGGUUCAAGGCAGGAAGGGGCUGGCAUAGGGAGGAAAGGGUGCGGCCAAGGCAAGUGAUAUCACAAUGGGCACUGCCCAUCCUGAAAAGGAAGUUGGGUGGGGUAGAAGCAAGAAGGCCGAGGGGGGAAGGACACUGAGAGGUCCCCAAAAAGGAGGGGGUCACAGCAGCUGGGGCACCUUCCAGGCUGGAGGUGUGGGCUAUCUCCGGGAAGGGGUGGUCACUGAUGUCCAGCAGGAGUCCUUGAAAGGCAGAGCCCACUAGAACAUCCCUGAGACUCCACCAUGUUCCUCUUCUCCCGGAAGACCAAGACCCCCAUCAGCACCUACAGUGACUCCUACAGGGCUCCUACCUCCAUCAAGGAGGUCUAUAAGGACCCACCUCUAUGGGCCUGGGAAGCCAACAAGUUUGUGACCCCAGGUCUGACUCAGACUAUGCACCGCCAUGUGGAUCCCGAGGCUCUUCAGAAGAUGGUCAAAUGUGCUACACAGGACUACACCUAUAAGAACUCCAUAUCAGGCCACCCUUACUUGCCUGAGAAAUACUGGCUCUCUCAAGAUGAAGAGGACAAAUGCUGUUCAAGCUACCUGGACAAUGACCGCUACAACACAUGGAGGACAGGACCUUACAGCAACUACUGGAACAAGUACACCACCUGUCUCCCCCGACUGCCUAAGGAUGCCGGGAUGGAGACGGUAGUGCGAGGAAUGCCGUUGGAGUACCCUCCUAAGCCCGAGCGCCUCAACGCCUACGAGCGCGAGGUAGUAGUGAACAUGCUGAAUUCGCUGUCCCGGAACCGGACUCUGCCACAGAUUGCGCCCCGCUGCGGGUGCGUGGACCCUCUGCCGGGCCGCCUGCCAUUCCAAGGAUACCAAAGCCCUUGCUCCGGCCGCCACUACUGUCUGCGCGGGAUGGACUACUGCACCACCGGGGAGACUAGCAGAGAACGCCGCCUGCGGCCUUUGUGUUCCGAGGAGCCGACUGUAAGGAGUGUCUCGCCCUACGUUCACCGGCCCGGAAUGCAAUGUGCUGUUACAACUCCCCCGCUGUCAUACUACCCAUUUCCCAACCUUAAAUGGGACACAAGCCACUUCAAGAAAACUGGUGGUCCCCAGAGAAACAACUAUGUUGUCCACCCUGAGUUUGUGUCUGAGACCUAUCCUGUCUACCAUUCCUGGUAACGCUUUGGCCAGGUCAAGGAAGAGGGUGGAGCAAUAAACUCUUCACCGCAAA
Microtus oregoni (creeping vole) is the source of this 1328-nucleotide messenger RNA. RefSeq names its product chromosome unknown C9orf24 homolog (gene Spmip6). Gene Ontology annotation, cellular component: perinuclear region of cytoplasm; manchette. Lineage: Eukaryota; Metazoa; Chordata; Mammalia; Rodentia; Cricetidae. The record is from RefSeq and is a predicted model, not a curated record. Bases 380 to 1276 code for a protein of 298 amino acids. Gene Ontology annotation, molecular function: alpha-tubulin binding. The transcript has 7 exons.